UGGUAGUAAUUGGCCAGGUUCAAGAGCAACCGCCGUGGCACGAUUAACAGGUCCCGUAGCACCUCAGCAGUCAGUAAGUGUCGUCGGCGGCGAGUGGUCUAAAUCUUGCUUGAGCCAACAUAAUUUCUUGAUUCAUUUUUAACCAAGAGAAGGUGAUACACGCAACAGCUCAAGAUGCCUCAGGCUGACACAGUUUUCCAGUCCCGCUCGGACGGUAUCUCUGCCGAGGGUGUGCGCGACCAGUACGCCGAUGGUAAGGCGGCCAAGGUGUGGGAAAUUUUCAUCGGUGACAAAAAGUCCCGCACGGAAAACUAUCGCAAUUUCUUGGUGGAAAAACUGCGCGAAAAUGGAGUGCGUCGCAUACUGGAUGUCGCCUGCGGAACGGGUGUCGAUUCGAUCAUGCUGCUGGAGGAAGGAUUUGAAGUCGUUUCCAUCGAUGCGUCGGACAAGAUGCUAAAGUAUGCGCUGAAAGAACGCUGGAAUCGCCGCAAGGAAUCAAACUUUGAUAAAUGGGUUAUUGAGGAGGCAAACUGGCUUACCCUAUACGAUGACAUUAAGCAUUUGCUGAACGGUGGGUUCGAUGCGGUCAUGUGCCUUGGUAACUCGUUCGCCCAUCUGCUCGAUAACUUUGGUGACCAGCGCGAACAGAUCCAGGCCAUUCGCAACUUUGAAAAGUGCGUCAAGCCCGGUGGUUUGCUGUUGAUCGAUCACCGCAACUACGACAAUAUCAUGGACACUGGUGCAACGCCCGCCAAGUGCAUUUACUACAAUAGCAGUCACACGACGGACAUCAAAACAUCGGUACUGUACGUAGCCUCCAAACCAACGCUUGUCACACUGGACUACCAGAUCAGCACGGGUAACGAUGUCAGCGAGUUCCGGUUAUCGUACUACCCGCACAAGCUGCGCGUGUUUGAAGAAAUUCUGCAAACCAUCUUCCGAGGCAACAAGCUGCACGAGAUCUACGGCGACUUCAAGCCACUGACCGGCGUUGCCAAUCCGGCCUUUUACAUUCACGUCGUGCAGAAAGCUUCCUCCUAAGUACCCACCAAACCUGACCUGACCAACCUGUCCUGGCAUUUGAUUGGGCGCUUGAAGUGAUCUAUUGCGUGGGAUCGGAGUAACUUCAUUUUCUCGAUCAUAACAACGCGACGUUCAACAUGUUUUCAGUGAAAAAUCCAAAAUAAAGUAACUCACCGAGUCGAGUACUGGUUAUGCUAUACCAUAAUCUGGCAAAUGAA
Molecule: messenger RNA, 1241 nt
Organism: Anopheles stephensi (Asian malaria mosquito)
Lineage: Eukaryota; Metazoa; Arthropoda; Insecta; Diptera; Culicidae
Product: glycine N-methyltransferase
Exons: 4
Coding region: 175-1041 (288 amino acids)
Biological process (GO): one-carbon metabolic process; regulation of gluconeogenesis; protein homotetramerization
Cellular component (GO): cytosol
Molecular function (GO): glycine N-methyltransferase activity; glycine binding; S-adenosyl-L-methionine binding
Source: RefSeq, a predicted model, not a curated record